CGACUUGGAGAAAUUAUUUCCACAAUACGAAGCCCGCAUGAUGAAGCAUAUAGAAGAACUGAAGUCAAGCCACUGUGUUCUACUAGUCGCUGGUGAAAUGGGAUGCGGCAAGUCAAGCCUCGUCAAUCUCUUGCUUGGGGUGGACCUGAUGCCAACAAGUGAUCUCCAGUGUACAGCAGCAAUAGUCGAAAUCAGCUAUGGGUCAUCUCCACAAGCCAUUGUGCAUUUCCGACCUGAUGAAUCUGGUAGGACAAAACCGCCAGCUACGGUAUGUCUGUCUUUUGACAACAGUGUAGACACAUUUCUGGAACGUAUUCAGUCACUGGUCGCAAGAAGAGACGAAGACACCGAUGAGAGCCCAUUUCAGAAAAUUCAGCUGUUGUGGCCUAUAGAGAUGUUGCAGGGUGGUGUGACCAUCGUAGACAGCCCUGGGGUUGGUGGGGCAGAUGGCCUUCCUGAUGUUUUGUCAAGUUACCUGAAGAACGCCUUUGGUUUUAUCUACGUCAUUGAUAUCACAGUUGGUAUUCACCUACACAGGCUAGGGCAGCUGCUUUUGAAAGUAAUAGAAGCUAACGAGGGUUACGAUCACAGUACCACCCUGUUUGUCUGCAGUCACUGGGAUCAGGUCCAGCCACAAGAUGCUGAGCGUGUGAUGAAAACCACAAGAACUAAACUGGACAUGUUUCUACCGCCAGACAGUAAAGUACAGCUCUACCCAAUCUCAGUCAAGCAGUCUGCAAAGGAUAUUAAAUACGGACUGAUUUCCAAAGAGCAUAAAGACCUGGUGGAGGGAAUCAGAAAUUUCUUGCCACAGACUAUGAGAGGCAAGCUGAGGAUAUAUUACAGAUAUCUAUCUAGUUUGCUAAAAAAGGUAAUACUAUCUCUUCGAAUAACACACGACAUCAGGAGAGAAGCAGUAGAGAAAAUACGCAAGCAGUACAUCGAAGUGGAAAAACGACUGAAAAUUCUACAAAAGAGUCCAAAACAGCAAUUAGACAGGAUAAAACACAGAGUGCAAACAUCAAGUGUUUCUGCCAGCAAGGAGAUUUUGGCAUAUCUGGGUUCGAUUACAAGACUGUCACAAUGGAAUCUCUUGGAAUGCCCACAAAGAGAAAGAUCUUGGUCAAAUAUAGCGAGGAAUGCAAAUGCCGCAAUCGCAGAACGGGUGGCUGUGGCGAUAAACACAUGGGAAAAACAGCAUGAUUUUGUGAAAACAGUAGACGUUGACCUCAUCAAGCUCUUCAAAGAUCAGUUUCAAUUAUUUGAUGAACAGCUUGAAGAAAUUCAAGAUUUCUUAUUUUUUCCACUACUCUCUUCCAAUAGCACCAUGUCUCAUCACAUUGGUGCAGCCGUUGUUUCAUCUUUCAACCUUGACUCUAAACACUCAAAAGUCAAAGAGCUGUUCAAAUACAAAUAUGCUGCCAACCCACCAGAGGCAAUGAAGGAAGCAACCAGCAUGUACCUAAGCUUGAUGCAUGAACAGUCAAUUGCUGGAGCAAUGAGCAGCUAUUUUGAUAGGCACCUCAAAGGAAUAGACCACGUUGGAUCGAUGUUGCCUGAGAUGGUGAAGAAUGACAAAGACUUACUGGUAAAACUCAGUGAGGAUUUACAACGAGGAGAGAUCCGACUAUUUCAGAUACCUGAGAAAGAAAGAAAGUUCAGUCUGAUUCAAGCAGAGUUGGAUAUGUUCUAUGUUCAGCGACUUAUUGCUCCAGACUUUGUCCAAGAACAAAUCAUUUAUGAAGAAUGUAUAGGAUCUGGCUGUUUUGCAAAUGUGUACAAAGGGACUCUUCGGCAAGGACAAGUUGAAGAGCCAGUUGCCUUGAAAGUACCUAAAACGAGGCUGACACGCGAAGAAGUCACAGAUGUUCUUCUGGAAGAGUUCAUGCUUCGCGACCUGAAACACAGGAACAUCAUCCGAUACUUUGGCUUGACUAAACAAGGCGCAGAUGACGAUCUGAGAUUGAUCUUUGUCAUGGAGUACUGUCCCUUUACUUUGAAGGAGAAAUGCAUCGAUGUAGAACACUCACCCAGCAGCCUUGGAAGAAAUCCUCUGCUCCAAAGGGAACACAAAGAAGCAGUGGCGACCAUGACUAGAUAUGUCAAACAGAUCUGCAAUGGUCUCACCUACUUGCACAGCAAAUCAAUUGUGCACCGGGAUCUGAAACCAGAGAAUAUACUACUAAAUAUCCAAGAUGUGGCAAAGAUAGCAGAUCUUGGUCUUGCAAAGAAGGUGAAAGAAUUAGAACUAGAGGCUUCUGGAACGCCAAUCUUCAUGGCUCCUGAGGCGUUGUUACAAACUGACAAAAGUAACACGAAAGUUGAUAUUUACAGUUUCGGCAUGAUCAUGUGGCAGUUGUGGUAUGGGAAAGAUCUGGUAACAUAUGCCUCCUCGGAGAUUACAGAAAAAUUACAGACUGCAAUGUUAGGUGGCUGGCGACCGAGUCUAUCAAUGGUGCACCCCCCUACCACAUUCUGGGCUGACCUGAUAAAACAGUGCUGGAACCAGGAUCCAAAACUGCGCCCCAGUGGGCCAGAGAUUAGCAGGAGACUUGAUAAAUACGAGCCAGAACUUGAAGAUUAG
Molecule: messenger RNA, 2584 nt
Organism: Candidula unifasciata
Lineage: Eukaryota; Metazoa; Mollusca; Gastropoda; Stylommatophora; Geomitridae
Source: the annotation of a GenBank genome assembly